UAGAAACACAAGCAAACAUAUCCGGUAGUCCCGUCGCGCUUGGCAACAGACUCCAAACAUGGACUCCGAGUACGUCAAGACGCAUCUGGGUUCAUGCCUGGCAGAGGGCUUAGCUGAAGUGGUCGAGCAGCGUCCAAUGGACCCCAUCCAGUUUCUAGCCCAUUGGCUGUACAAAUACAACGCCAACGUCGAAUAUGAGGCAAAGAAACAGGCCCGGUUGGCACUUGUGGAGAAGGAACGGGCCAAAGCCAGAGAGAAAGAUGCUGGGAAGGAGCCCGCAGGAAAACUCUCUGAAAUGGAGUCUGCAGGAACAGACGAUCGUGUGGGAGCCACGCCCGAACCUACUGAGCAACCUGAGAGGGACCCUCCUCGGCCGGAAACCCAACAUGUUAACAAACAGCACCAAAGUGGACCUCUGGAGAAUGAACAGGAGGUUGAGACGAUCGAUAAUGUAACCGCUCCAGAGUCCUCAGUUGUCUCUCUGCGGUCUGACACUAUCCAGCAGGACCAGCCCCAAGUGAAGAAACCAAGGGAGGAAAAGGCGGAUCUUGGCCUGGCUGAAACCGGUGAGCUGUCCCAGGCUGAAGGCCCCGCUUCUAGCCAGGUGGACAGACACCAGGAGCUACCGAGCCCACUUCUCCCCGAAAGCCAACACACAGAGAAGAAGGAUGAGCACGCCCAGUCUUCCCAUGCAGAGUCUGCACAGGUGAAGUCCUCGCAAGUAGAAGCUGAGCUGGUGGGGACCUCGCCGGUCAAUACCUCCCAGGCUGAGUCUGUGCUGGUAGAGUCCAUGCAGGUCGAAUCCAUGCAGACUGAGACCUACCAGGCUGAGUGCUCUCAAGCUGAGGGCUACCAUGUCCCAGCCACGCCGACUGAGUUCUCUAAGGCUGAGGCCUCCCAUGUGGAAUCUACACAAGUUGAGCGCUCCCAGUCAGAGUAUGCGCAGUUGGGGUCUACGCCGGAGGAGUCUGCGCAGGCCAAAUCCUCUCAAGCUGAGGCUUCCCAUGUCAAAGCCGCACAAGUUGAGACCUCCCAGGCUGAGUCUGCGCAGGUGGAGUCCAUGCUAGAAGAGUCUGGACAGGCCGAGUCCAUGCAGGCUGAGAAAGCCCAGGCUGAGGCCUCUGACGAUGAAUCUCCACAAGUUGAGACCUCUCAUCCCGCAUCUGCACAGGUGGAGUCCACACCAGCGGACUCUGCUCAGCCUAAGAACUCCCUGUCCGAGUCUGCCCAGGAGCAGUCCCAGGCCGAGUCUUUGGAGGCGGAGACCUCCCAGGCUGAGGUCGCACAGGUUGAAUCCACAAAAGUUGAGACCUCUCAGCCCGAGUCUUCACAUGCGGAAUCUACACCGGCAGAUUUAGUUCAGUCCGAGACCCUCAUGUCCAAGUCUGCACAAGAAUCUUUCCAGGCUGAGUCCUCUCAUGCUGAGGUUUCUCACGUCGAAACCAAAAACAGUGAGACCUCCCCGGCCAUGUUGGCGCUGGUGGAAUCCUCUUUGAUGGAGUCUGCGCAGAUCAAGACUGCGCUUGUGGAGUCCAUGCAGGCCGAGUCCUCUCAAGCUGAGGCCUCUCAGGUCCAACCCAUACAAGAUGAGACUCCCCAAGCCCAGUUUGCACAGGUGGAGUCAAUGCCGGAGGAGUCAACCAGGGAGGCCUCCCUGGUUGAACCUGCACAAAUGGAGAACUCCUCAGACGAGUCUGACCAGGUGGAUUCCACGCAGGCAGACUCCCAUGCUGAGUCAUCGCAGGCCAAGUCCGACAAAGUCCUACCGAGUGACAACCUGUCAACAAAAACUGAAAAGGAGAGGCACGAUCCAAGUUCACCUCCUGUUCUUCAAGACCAAGAAGAGGUUUGUGAGCUUGCCCGGACACCCAUCUCUGUUGCUAACACUUAAGUGGUGACGCCACAGGUCAGUUUAGCACCUGUAGAGCUCACAGGUCAAGUGAUUAUUUUCAAGUCUAAUAAAAAAUUUUUUAAAAAAGAGGUCAUAAAAACCACGUCUUUUCCUCGUGCACGUCAUUUAAGUGUUAAAUCCAAAUGUUAUUGCUCAUUUUUUUGCCACUUUA
Messenger RNA from Phycodurus eques (leafy seadragon), 2063 nucleotides. Its product is annotated as plectin-like. Lineage: Eukaryota; Metazoa; Chordata; Actinopteri; Syngnathiformes; Syngnathidae. The transcript has 7 exons. The record is from RefSeq and is a predicted model, not a curated record. Gene Ontology annotation, cellular component: Set1C/COMPASS complex. The coding region runs from base 59 to 1891 and encodes 610 amino acids.